This is a messenger RNA of Elaeis guineensis (African oil palm), 766 nucleotides long. Its product is annotated as signal recognition particle 9 kDa protein. NCBI's taxonomy places the organism in Eukaryota, Viridiplantae, Streptophyta, Magnoliopsida, Arecales, Arecaceae. Gene Ontology annotation, biological process: SRP-dependent cotranslational protein targeting to membrane; negative regulation of translational elongation. The record is from RefSeq and is a predicted model, not a curated record. Gene Ontology annotation, cellular component: signal recognition particle, endoplasmic reticulum targeting. Gene Ontology annotation, molecular function: 7S RNA binding.
UGGUGGAGGCAGGCGUCGGCCGUCACUCGCAGAAGACAUCGAGUGCCUCCGAGCGUUCCCUCGACCGCUCCGAUUCCUCCCUCUAUCGCCUUCGAUCGCGUUUCCUCUUUCUGAUUCCAAUGGUUUACAUCGCCUCUUGGGACGAGUUCGUGGAGAGAUCCGUGCAGCUCUUCCGCGCGGAUCCCCAAGCGUCUCGGUACGUGAUGAAGUAUAGGCACUGCGACGGGAAGCUGGUCCUCAAGGUUACAGACAACCGUGAGUGUCUGAAGUUCAAGACAGACCAGGCCCAGGAUGCAAAAAAGAUGGAGAAACUCAACAACAUAUUCUUCACUUUGAUGGCCCGUGGUCCUGAUGCUGACAUAUCAGAAGUAUCAGGCAAGGAACAGGUGGAGCAGCAGGCUUCGAAGAAAGGGAGGGGAAGGAGGCAAUAAAACUGUAUUUGCUGUUUUGCCCCCUCGCAAAUGAAUCUGAAGAUCAGAUUUCGGUUUUCUUCGUUCUCUUACACAAGAGCUGGCCUAUUGUACGCUCAUUCCAGAACAGGGUUGGAAUUGCUUUCUGUUACUAUUUUCUUGAGUCUCAUCUAUAUUGAACAUCAACGUUCCUGUUUAAGCCUCCAAUUGCCAAUUGGGGUGCAUUAGCAAGACAAAUCUAAGUAGACAAUCAUUUUCAAUUUUGGCCUAUUUUUCCACCACUUAUUUUUUUGAUGCAUGCAAAUUUUAGGUUUUUUCUAGUGGUGGUGGACUAAGUUGUAACCUUCACCCGCAAA